Messenger RNA from Sander lucioperca (pikeperch), 1483 nucleotides. RefSeq names its product neurofilament medium polypeptide-like. The coding region runs from base 640 to 1335 and encodes 231 amino acids. NCBI's taxonomy places the organism in Eukaryota, Metazoa, Chordata, Actinopteri, Perciformes, Percidae. The record is from RefSeq and is a predicted model, not a curated record. The transcript is spliced from 2 exons.
UUAAGCAAAUGUAAUGUUGUUGAUUAUGUUUUUCAGUGUCCGGUAUUUAACAAAAGUCUGAAUGGUGGGAAUCUUGUUCAGUUUUAAUCCAAUGUAUUAUCGUUUUAAGCAGAAUUCAUAUAAUUGAUUGUACUGGGAAAAUGAGGAAAAGAAACAUUGUGUCUUUGUUGUCUAAAUGCCUUGACUUUUAUGUACUUUUGCCUUUAAUGUUUAAACUGCGGCCUACUUGUCUAAUCUACAGUACAGCACACUUGUUCUAUAAAACUUACUAAGUGAAUGUAUUUUAAACAUUUUGCUUUAUCAAUUUUUUAAUACAUUUAAUAAAUUGUAAUUAUUUUUCCUUAAAUGGUGUGUUUGUAAAUUUGAUGCUUGCAAUUUACAUUUGAGGCAGCUGAUACAGACAUGAUCUGUAAGUCACACAUGCUGUUUUUUCCUGAAGUUUCCUCUAUCGUGCAGCACUACCGGCUUUAAGACCUGCUCUCUUUCAAUUAUGGUUCAGUUAUCUCUGAUGUAGCCUAAAGAUAAAUGAGAAGCAACAGUGGCAGGAAAUAAGCAUUUCUGUUCAGAUAGCCUAAGUCACUAACUGAAAACAGUUUGUCUGAGUUGCAGCCAAAUAAGUCAAAUUGUAAUUUAUUGAAAAUGUCUGCAGUUGAGAGUUUGAGAACGUCAAUAAAUGAUCGACUAAAUGCUGCUGUGGAGGAAAUAUUAGGAGUUUGUGAGCAGACUAUAGUUGUGUACGAGGAGAAGCUUGACCGUCAACGCAGACUGCUGGAUAUCCUUCUGAAGCCUCGGAUGAAGCUACAGAGGACAGAGCUCCCACAGCAACAUGCCUCUAAGGAGAAGGAGGAGGAUGAAGUCCUCGCUGACCAGCAGAUCUGUAAUCAGGAGAGGAACUCCAGUCUGCGCCAAGAGUCUCCACAGAUCAAAGAGGAACAGGAGGAAGUCUGCACCAGUCAGGAAGGAAAGCAGCUGGUAGUGAAGCAGGAGGGAGAUCAGAUUCUGAAGCAGGAGAGCACAGCAGAGGAAUAUCCUGUUGACAAAAUCCGUAUUGAAUGGGUAAGAUCAGAUUCUGACAGGCCAAAGUCUGGAAUAUCAGAACCAAAGAGUAACCGUCAGCUCCUCCCUGACACCUUCCAUGUAGCUGGUAACCAAAAUCCCAGGAGAGAAAACCAUGUAAAUGAAACACCAAUGACAAAUACUGCGCCAAAACCAAAAAAGAAAUGUAAUGCAGAGAACACAUUAAUUUCAAAUAUUGAGCUAAAACCAAAGAAAUCUGGCAACACAUCUCCAAAUACUAAGCCUGAACCGAAGAAGAAGUCUGGGAAGAUUCUGUAAAACCAAAAGAGAACACUGGAAAAAAAUCAACGACAAAUACUAAACCAAAAACAUCAGCUGAUACUACUGAGCCCGAGCCAAACCAAAAACCAAACCUUACAAGUGCGAUGACUGCAGUAAACCCUUUUCUUACUUGAAAAACCUGAAA